AUGCCGAUGUUACAAAGCGAUGUACGAGAUUCCCUCUGUGAAAGAGGACCCAGCACAAUGAAUACCAGUGUUGAGAAAAAUAUGCUGGUACUUGAAUCUUUCAGAAAUUCCUCAUUUCAGGUCGUCCAGUGGACAGCUCUGUGGAAAACAUUCAAAGAUGAGUUUGAGAAUGAGAAGAACAUGCUUGGUAGCUCAUUGAGUGAAAAAGCAGCCGAAGAUCUUAGACUGAGAGUAACAGACCAUAACAUCAUUGUCAUCUCAAAAUACUACUCACGGAUAACCUUGAAGAGAAUGGCAGAUCUGCUGUGCCUUAGCAUCCAGUUAGUGUAUCUUUUGGACUUUGCUCGAGUACAUGGUGCUUGA
This is a messenger RNA of Fraxinus pennsylvanica, 363 nucleotides long. The record is from the annotation of a GenBank genome assembly. Lineage: Eukaryota; Viridiplantae; Streptophyta; Magnoliopsida; Lamiales; Oleaceae.